Messenger RNA from Centruroides sculpturatus (bark scorpion), 757 nucleotides. RefSeq lists its product as uncharacterized. Lineage: Eukaryota; Metazoa; Arthropoda; Arachnida; Scorpiones; Buthidae. The record is from RefSeq and is a predicted model, not a curated record. Gene Ontology annotation, biological process: proteolysis. The coding region runs from base 299 to 685 and encodes 128 amino acids. Gene Ontology annotation, molecular function: serine-type endopeptidase activity. The transcript has 4 exons.
AGCUGAUUGGCGGACUCUCGGGGAGUUCGUUCAGAUUCUUGCUAGAGUGAGUGCUCCUCAUCCACUAGCUUAUCCUGGCCUCCCGACUCCACUAUCCAGGAAGAAAUCAACGAGAGAAAUGUUCCCAACAUGAACAACGAGCAAUGAUGUUAAUGAUUAUUAUGGAAGAAUUGGUAAUAAAAACAAAUAUGAAGGGACGAACUUGACGUUUACAAAAAAAUUUAUACACCCAAAUCACGAUUCAGUAGGGAAUGUCCAUGAUAUUGCGCUUCUGAUUCUUCAAGAACCUGUCCAAAAUAUGCUCUCAAUUGGUCUACCUGGUAGUAACGAAACGUUUACUAAUGGUUUGGUGAAGAUUGUCGGUUGGGAAACAAAAAAUUUCGAACAUGAUACAAAUUUUCUUCAAGUAGCGGAAGCGAAUUUAAUGGAUCCACAAAGCGCUGCUCGUCAGUUUGGAAAGUCCAUAACUGGUGAAGAAAUUGUAGCAGUACCAUCUGAAGGAAAAGUAGUGAAAGGCGAAUAUGGCUCAUCAUUGAUAUUCACAAAUAAAUCAGGAAAACAAAUACUCAUUGGCAUUUUGACUAACCCAAGCAAUAGUGACAAAGAACCAGAUAUUUACCUAUCAACCAGUGUUAAUAUUGAUUUUAUAAAUCGUUACCGCUGUGAAAACGUCACAUGCGUUUAAGUAUAUAAUUAGAAUAUUGCAGAGACCGUUUCUAUUAAAAAAAACUAUACUUGUCAAAUCUAAAUUGUUAUU